Molecule: messenger RNA, 979 nt
Organism: Schistosoma curassoni
Lineage: Eukaryota; Metazoa; Platyhelminthes; Trematoda; Strigeidida; Schistosomatidae
Source: the annotation of a GenBank genome assembly
AAAACUUAUAACUGUGGACAACCAAACUUCUUGUUCACCGUUGAGGAAGGAAUGCAGUGCGAUGAAUGUAAAAAGUGAUACCAUAAGAUGUGUACACGUCUAAGUCCUACGGCAUACAAAAGAUGCUCGAAGCCUAACUCGCAUUGGCUUUGUAUUUUUUGCUGUACAAAUAGGAAGUUACUAAUCCACAAGGCUAUGAGCCUAUUGGCUUUAGCCUGUAAGAAAAACGAUGGCUGUUGCGCUGAUAACACGAGCACUGACGGUGAAGAAUGUGUCAGUGUAGUACGUGUUGCUACCGGACCCGUUAAACAUCCGACUGUGAUUGACGGGAAAGUGAAAUCUCCGUUAACAUUAACGAGGAGUGAAGUGCCGAUUGAUAUUGACAUUGGUAAUCAUACACCUUCAGUGGAAAUUGAAGACCCGGAUAAAACUGUUACCGUUCCAAAUAGUCCCGGCGUGGCUGUACUGAGUGAUGAUAAAUGGACUUCAGUACGGAGAGAAAGAGAUGAGAAGAAAAAAGCUGUAGGCGAAAAGCAUCUGGUUAUCAAGUCAUUGGAAGAGACGGUAUGAGAAACAAAAACUCCACUGCGUGUUAAGACAGACCUCUCUGAGUGGUCAGUCAUUUUUCAUAAGUUAAGAGAAUCUUCAGAUAAGGAACCAAAGGCUAGAUUUGAACACGACCUCAGUCAUAUUAAGUCCUUAAUAAGCAAACUACUCCCAGAUACAGUUUCAGGAGUUGGUACUUGUAAGCUUUACAGAAUAGGACAAAAAGUGGAUUCUGAAAGUCCUCAGAGAAGCCGCCUCUUGAAAGUUACAUUUUCCACGGUUGAAAAAGGAACCUGAUCCUAGGUAACUCACGUAAACUGAUUGGAUCCGGAAUAUACUUCCGUGAGGAUCUCAGCCUAGCCGAGCGUAUUAAGAGACGAACUGCAGAAGUGGAAAUAGAUGAGCGUCGCCAAAACGGUGAAGGCAACCUCGU